AUGUUCCAUGGAUGGAUCUCAAGGUUUGGCGUACCUGCAGUGAUUACAAGUGACAGAGGAGCCCAGUUCACUUCAUCCCUAUGGUCCGCCAUCUGCUCCCUACUCAAGAUCAAGCACAAGACCACCACAGCUUUCCACCCUCAGUCCAACGGCAUGGUGGAAAGGUUCCACAGAUGUACAAGAUCCUCCAACCAAUUGUUCUAUGAAAACCUUAAGAAGUCUAUGUCUGGUUUUCAACCUACUCCGCCUCGUCAUAACACUCCUGCAGCAGAAAAUCUCCCAGAAGUUAUUCCUGCAGAACUCUCAUCAUGCCCAAUGGUUUUUAUACGUAAGGAUGGACAUGUUGCUCCUCUAGCCCCCCUCUACGAAGGUCCUUACAAGGUUUUGUCCCGCUCCCUUAAAACCUUCCAGCUCCAAGUUGGCAAGAGAGUAGAAGUGGUUUCAGUCCAACGCCUCAAACCAGCUUUCACGGCAGAGGAUGAGGCUCCAGUAGAACCUCCACGACGAGGCAGACCCCCACGCCAACCUCCUCCAGUCCCUCCUGAUCCCCCUAGACGUAGAGGACACCUCGAAAAGCUGUUGCAGAAGCCUCCGCCGUUGCUCCGCCAAAGAGGAGAAGAGUAA
Molecule: messenger RNA, 624 nt
Organism: Eurytemora carolleeae
Lineage: Eukaryota; Metazoa; Arthropoda; Copepoda; Calanoida; Temoridae
Exons: 2
Coding region: 1-624 (207 amino acids)
Biological process (GO): DNA integration
Molecular function (GO): nucleic acid binding
Source: RefSeq, a predicted model, not a curated record